AUGCCUGUUGAUGCCUUUGGUGAUUACACCACAAUUGUUGUAUUUGGUGCUUCUGGUGAUUUAGCCAAGAAAAAGACUUUCCCAGCCUUAUUUGGAUUAUAUCGUGAAGGUCAUUUACCUAAAACUAUUCAAAUUAUUGGAUAUGCUAGAUCAAAACUUACAGAUGAAGAUUUCAAAUCAAGAAUAUCUCAACAUUUCAAAGGAGGAAAUGAUCAAAUUAAACAAGAAUUCUUAAAUUUAUGUACUUAUAUCAGUGAUCCAUAUGAUACAGAUGAAGGUUAUAACAAAUUAAGACAAGCUUGUGAAGAUUAUGAAUCUAAACAUAAAGUAUCGGUUCCUAAUAGAUUAUUUUAUUUAGCCCUUCCACCAUCAGUAUUCACAAUUGUUUGUAAACAAUUGAAGAAAUUGGUAUAUUCUCAAAAAACAAGGAUUAUUGUUGAAAAGCCAUUUGGUCAUGAUUUGGCUUCUGCUCGUGAAUUACAAAAAGAUUUAGCUCCAUUAUUUACCGAAGAUGAACUUUAUAGAAUUGAUCAUUAUUUAGGUAAAGAAAUGGUUAAAAAUUUAUUAGUUGUUAGAUUCGGUAAUACAUUAUUUGGAGGUGUUUGGAAUCGUAAUAAUAUUUCUUCGGUUCAUAUCUCAUUUAAAGAAGCUUUUGGUACUGAAGGUCGUGGAGGAUAUUUCGAUUCAAUUGGUAUUGUUAGAGAUGUCAUGCAAAAUCAUUUAUUACAAGUUUUAACAUUAUUAACUAUGGAAAGACCAGUUUCUUUUGAUCCUGAAGCUGUUAGAGAUGAAAAAGUUAAAGUCUUGAAAGCUAUGGCUCCAAUUGAUACCGAAGAUUUAUUAUUGGGUCAAUAUGUUAAAUCUGAAGAUGGUACUAAACCAGGUUAUUUAGAUGACGAUACCGUUAAACCAGACUCCAAAUGUGUUACUUAUGCUGCUAUUAAGUGUGAAAUUCAUAAUGAAAGAUGGGAAGGUGUGCCAAUCAUUAUGAGAGCUGGUAAAGCCCUUCAAGAAUCCAAGGUUGAAAUCAGAAUUCAAUUUAAACCAGUUGCAAGAGGAAUGUUUAAAGAAAUCUCAAGAAAUGAACUUGUAUUAAGAAUCCAACCAAAUGAAGCUAUUUAUCUUAAAGUAAACAAUAAGAUUCCUGGUAUUUCAACUGAAACUUCAUUAACUGAUUUAGACUUGAAUUAUUCCACUCGUUAUUCUAAGGAUUUCUGGAUUCCUGAAGCAUAUGAAGCAUUAAUUAGAGAUUGUUACUUGGGUAAUCAUUCUAAUUUCGUUAGAGAUGAUGAAUUGGAUGAAUCUUGGAAAUUAUUUACUCCAUUAUUAGAACAUAUUGAAAAUCCAAAUAGUAAUAUUAAUUUAGUUAAAUAUCCUUAUGGUGCUAAGAAUCCAAAGGGAUUACGUGCUUAUUUGGAAAGACAUAAUUAUGUCUUUGAUGAACCAGGUAGCUAUCAAUGGCCAAUGAUUAACACGAAUGUUAAAGGUAAGAUCUAG
Messenger RNA from Hemisphaericaspora subhashii, 1497 nucleotides. It is a transcript of the gene ZWF1, whose product is annotated as glucose-6-phosphate dehydrogenase. The record is from RefSeq and is a predicted model, not a curated record. Gene Ontology annotation, cellular component: cytosol. Gene Ontology annotation, biological process: glucose metabolic process; pentose-phosphate shunt, oxidative branch. The transcript has a single exon. Gene Ontology annotation, molecular function: NADP binding; glucose-6-phosphate dehydrogenase activity. Lineage: Eukaryota; Fungi; Ascomycota; Pichiomycetes; Serinales; Debaryomycetaceae. Bases 1 to 1497 code for a protein of 498 amino acids.